CUACUACAUCACAGCUAGUCGAUCGAUCUUUCGCAGCUUACGCUCAGUAAACAGUUCUAGUGUCAACAAUGCAAGGCCUCGCUGCAUCUUUCAGUGUGUCACUGGCCGUUGUGGUGGCGGUGUUUCUCCUGGGCUCGGCGGCGGCCGCCGCCCACGGCCUGAGGAGGGUCGUCUCCAGCAGCUCCGACGAGCCGUGCAACGAGAUGACGCUUUACUACCACGACAUCCUCUACAACGGCGUCAACAACAUGCGGAACGCGACGUCAGCAGCCGCCACCAAGCCCACGGCGCUGAGCACAACCCACUGGAAGAAUGGCACCUACUUCGGCACUCUCGUGGUGUUCAACGACCCCAUGACGGUGGGGAAGGCGCUACCCAUGGCAGGGGAGGAGCCUGCGGCGCGCGCCCAGGGCUUCUACUUCUACGACAAGCAGGAGUCUUACACCUCAUGGUUUGGCUUCUCCAUUGUCUUCAACUCCACGGCGCACAAGGGCACCAUGAACCUCGUCGGCGCGGACCUCAUGGACGACAAGACGCGGGACCUCUCCAUCGUCGGCGGCACCGGCGACUUCUUCAUGGCGCGCGGCAUCGCCACGCUCCGCCUCGAUGCCUCCGAGGGAACCGUCUACUUCCGUCUCCAGAUGGACAUCAAGCUCUACGAGUGCUACGUUUGACGAAUUAGGGUGACACAUCCAUUGACGGUGUGUGUCAAUAAGGAUGCUGUUGUUUUCUAUGCUCUUCGAUUUAUCUUGGUGUGUGAGGGCAGGUUUGUGUGUCAUUGUCGCAUACGAUGAUAAGUAUGCGAAAUGCACUGUACUUUUCGAAAAAAAUG
Messenger RNA from Triticum dicoccoides, 832 nucleotides. Its product is annotated as dirigent protein 5-like. NCBI's taxonomy places the organism in Eukaryota, Viridiplantae, Streptophyta, Magnoliopsida, Poales, Poaceae. The record is from RefSeq and is a predicted model, not a curated record. Bases 69 to 674 code for a protein of 201 amino acids. The transcript has a single exon.